Oncorhynchus gorbuscha (pink salmon) is the source of this 1586-nucleotide messenger RNA. Its product is annotated as G-protein coupled receptor 35-like. Gene Ontology annotation, molecular function: G protein-coupled receptor activity. The record is from RefSeq and is a predicted model, not a curated record. NCBI's taxonomy places the organism in Eukaryota, Metazoa, Chordata, Actinopteri, Salmoniformes, Salmonidae. Gene Ontology annotation, biological process: phospholipase C-activating G protein-coupled receptor signaling pathway; positive regulation of Rho protein signal transduction. Bases 117 to 1073 code for a protein of 318 amino acids. The transcript has 2 exons. Gene Ontology annotation, cellular component: membrane.
CAGCUUCAAGAAGGAGACAGUAAAAGUGGACUCUUAAAUUACAGGUGAAAAACAUCUGUAUGCUUGGUGGCUGUCAAUCAAAUAAAAAAACUGCAUUCGUCUCAUUUUAAGUGAGAAUGAUGUCCAACCAUUCAUAUGGACCACACCUCUGUAAGACCAACAUGUCGGAGGAGGUGAGGCUGUUCCAGAGGGUUGUGUACAGCCCCGUGUUUUUGCUGGGUCUGGCCCUGAACCUCUCUGCUCUUAGGGUGUUCUACCGUAAGAGAGCCAGCUUCACAGACACACACAUCUACAUGCUCAACCUGGCUGUGGCCGACUGUGCUCUCAUCACCUUCCUGCCCUUCAGGAUCUACCACACCUUCUUCAGCAUUACCUCUCCUGGCCUCUGUGCUGUUCUGGUUCUCAUUCAUUUCACCAACAUGUACGCUAGCAUCUUCACUGUUACUGCUAUCAGUGUUCAGAGAUUCGUCGCCAUUCAGUUCCCCUUCCACUCCAGGAGAAUGGGCUCCAAGAAGCAAGUGGCUGUUGUAGUGUGUGUGAUGAUAUGGGUGACUAUUGUGGUCCUAUGUGUGAUAUUCAGGGAGCACAGUAGACCUGAGCACAAUCUGGCCUGCUUUGAGAGGGAAUUCCAUUUGUUUCCACUGGGCUACAUUCUGUCUCUGGAGAUACUGGGAUAUGUGGUUCCUCUUCUCACAAUGCUGCUUUGUUCAUGUCAGACGAUCUGCACUCUGCUGGCCUACAAGGACAUGCACUCAUAUAAGGACAACAGAAAAAGUAUUAGAAUAAUAUCAGCCAAUUUGGUAGUCUUUUUCAUCUGUUACACUCCUAUCCAUAUGGCAUUUUUCAUGAAACUAUAUGUUGCCUACAAAGUCCCCACUGACUGCCAACAGUAUCAUUUGAUGCAUAACUUUUAUCAUGUCUCAGAAUGGAUUGCCACAACAAACUGCUGUUUAGAUGCUAUUGGAUAUUUCUUCUUGGUAAAGGAGUUCCGCAAGGAACUGAUCCCAGGGAAGACAAUGCAAAGAGAGAAUCGAGACUCUCCAGAGAGAAUUGCUCUCUCUAGAACCGAAUAGGGGUUGAGAGGAAUUAUCAGCUACUGUAUAUUCUGAUUUGGCCUAGUGAAUGCUGUCACUUGAAAAAUCAUUCAACAUCUGAUGGUUAUACGUAUAUAUGAAUUAUAUACAUAUUUUCCAGCUAUGUAGGUGUCUGGUGUCGUCUUUUUUGAACAACUGAAGGGUAGUUUAUGUUAAAAACGGUUCUGUUUUACUGGACUUAACUUUUGGCAGGCUAUUGUCUCCCCCUCUUGUGUUCAGACUGGUCCUCACACCCUGCUUUAUGCUAAACCAUAUUUACAUGGUUUAUAUUGAAUAAUCAAUAUUGACAUUGUUUAUAUUGGAUAAUGGAUAUUGACAUGGCUUCUAAAAUCAGAAAAACAUUAUAAAAAUGAUAUACAGUUGAAGUCAGAAGUUUACAUACACUUAGGUUGGAGUCAUUAAAACUUGUAUUUCAACCAAACUAUAGUUAUUGCAAUUCGGGUUAGGACAUCUACUUUGUGCAUGGGACAAGUCAUUUUUCCAACAAUUGUU